AUGCGACGCGUGGUGCGGGCUGCCAGGGUCCUGGGCUCCCUCGGCGGCUCCGCAGGGGCCCCUGGGGGGACCGCAUCCCCGGACGUCGCCUCGAACGCACCGGAGCUGCUGCAGGGUCUGUGCCGGUGGCUGUCUUCGGGGCCGCGCGGCCCUCUCGACGACGCGGUGGCGGAUCCAUCCCGCCCGGGGACACCGUUCGCGGGCUCCGGGACGUCCCCGGCGGCGGACGGCGCAUCGCCUGCGCCCGAGCCGAUAGACGGACUCACGAGCGAUGACUGGUGCGGCGGAGCGGCCGCGCGGUACUACGCAGAGGUCGCGGGCGAGGAUGCUGCCACGCUGGCGCCCGCAGCAACCGUGCGCUGGCCCGGGUCGGGCGCGGGGGGCGCCGGCGACGACGGCGCGACGACGCUCGACCUGCGCGCGGGCACCGUCGCGCGCAGCGCGGACGGCUCGUGCCUCGCGACCCUGGGCGGCAACAGCGUGUUGGCCGCGGUCUGGAGCCCCGACGAGGGCGACCUGGCAGCGCAGCGCGCCGGGUCGGGCGCGGGGGGGGCCGAGGUGACGGUGUUCGUGAGGAGGCGCUCGGCGGCGUCGGGCAUGAUUCCCGGGUCCCGGGAUCGCAGAGACCGGCCGAGCAGCCGGGACGCCGCGCUGGGCCACUCCAUCGAACGGGUCCUCGUCCCGCUGCUCCCCGCGGGCUUCAGCGCGCGCCUCUUCGUCGAGAUCACGCCCCUCACCCUCGACCCCAACACCGACACCCUGCCCCUCCUGGUCAACGCCGCCCUCGCCGCGCUCCACACGUCGUCGCACCCCACCCUCGGCCCCGCCGCCGCCGUCCGCGUCGCGCUCACGCACGCCGGCGGCCUCGUCGUCUCGCCCGACGCCGCGCAGCUCCGCGAGGCCGCGCAGGCGCUGCUCUACGUGGGCGCAGCAGGGGCGCCGCACUCCGACGCGCAGGACGGGUGCGUGUACGCGGAGACCAUGGCGGUCGCGCACGGCCGCGGGCAGGCCGCCUCGCGCGACGCGCUGCGUCGCCUCGUCGCCGCCGCACGCGGCGAGUGCGGGCCGCUCGUCGCGGCGCUGCGGCAGCUGGGCGGCGGGCUCCGGACGCGCCCGGCGGUCCUGGCGAGCGCGGACGCGGCGGCGACGGCAGUGGUCGAGGCGUGCGCGGGCGGGCUGCUGCGGGAGGCGCUCGUGCCCGGGACGCGGGCCGAGGACCACCGCGCCGCGCCGACGGUCGACGUCAGGAUCCCCGACCAGGGAGGCGUGUCCGGCGACAUGUCCGAGGCUGCCGCGGACAACCGCCGCCCGUUCUCGGCCGGGGGGGACCUGCGGGCGCCUUCGGGGGUGUUUCCCGCGGGCGGCGUCAUCGCCGAGGCCGCCGGGGUGGCGCGGCGGCUGCGGGCGGCGCGCGCGGCGUGCGACGACGCGGGCCCCGCGCGGCUCAGCGCGGCGAUGCAGACGCUGAGGGAGCUCCCGGAGGCCGUCAAGUCGUACCUGCUUCGCAAGGGACUCCUCCGGGUGCAGAAGUCGCGCGUCCCCGGCUCCGGAAUGGUCAGCGCGGCCGACGUCGGGCUGGCGCUGCAGGACCUGCACAGGCGGUACGUCCUGGACGCGGCGCUGUCGGGCUCGCCGCGCGUCGACGGCCGUGGGCUCGAGGAGGCGGGGUCUCUCAAGUUCGAGCCGCUCCCGCGCAGCGGCGCUGUGCUCGGGUCGCUGGGGGAGAGCGCGGUGUACGCGUCGGCUGUGGUGACGAGCGAUCCGCGGGACGUCAUGGCGGAGGACGAGGACGUCGCGACCCGCGGGCUCUCGCACGCCGGCGAGGACAACGCCGCGGGCAUGAUCGUGCACUGCGGGCGCGCGAUGAGCGGAUCUCGGGGCCGCAGGGCCAGCAGCGCUGCGAUCUCGCAGGAGGACAGCUCCGACUCGAUGCUGCUCGAGCGCGCGCUGUCGGCGGCCGUGUACGCGCCCGUCGGGGACGGCGAGGGAGCGCCGCCGGGGACGUUCCCGUUCGGGACGCGCGUGCAGGUGGAACGGAUGUCGGGCGCGGCGUCGGCGCUGCCGCUGCUCGCGGCGGCGGCGUCCGCGGCGCUGCACUCUGCCGGCGUGCCCAUGCAGGGCGGCCUGGUGGGCGGCGGCCGCACGGCCGUGCUGCGAGAGGGCGGGCCCGAGGGCGCCGUCGCGGCAAAGCUGCCGCCGGGGCCGUGCGGGGCGCACGAGGGCCUCGUCGGGCCGCGCAGGCCGGGGCCGGAGGGGUACUGCAUCCUGACGGAUCCGUCGUCCAUCGAGGAGGCGGUCGCGGACGCGCUGGUCGACGUCUUCGGCCCCGAACAGGAGAUCUCGUCGCUGCGGGUGUCCUUGCCUCGCGCGGGCUGCCCGCCGCUGCCGCUCGACAUGCUCCUGGAAGCAGUGGAACGGGCCUCCGAACACCGCGACUCCGUCGUCGCCACCCUCCGAGACACGCUCGCGCCGAGCAAGGCCUCCUGGCGCAGCCUCUCCGUGGCCCAGGGCGAGGUCCGCCGGCUUUCCUUCGGCGGCAUGAGCCUCCGCAAGCGCAUCGAGGCAAAGUCUGGCGCCCGCAUCUCCAUCGCGCCGGAGCCCUCCUCCUCCGUCGCCGUCUACGCACCCGACGCCGCCGCGAUGCAAGCGGCCCUCGACGCGCUGUCCCACGCGGUCAGGAUCGUCGACGGCGCCGCCGAGGGCGCGGCGGGAUCCCCCGACGGGCUGGCGCCGCGGCGGGCGCUCGAGGUCGGGAAGCGGUACAGCAUGCGCGUCAAGUUCGUCAGGGACACGUUCGCGGUGCUGACUGAGGUCGACCCCGACGGCCCCGGACACCCCGCGGAGGGGUUGUUGCACAUCUCGGAGGUGUCGCCGCGUCGGAUCGAGCGGAUGCAGAGCGCACUGGCGCCCGGGACGGUGGUGGAGGUGGAGUGCAUCCGCAAGCAGGCAAACGGGACCAUGGAGGUGUCGCGCAAGGCGGUGGAGGCGAGGCAGGCGCUGGGAGAGAGCGGCAGCAGGAAGGAGGAGGGGCGAUAG
This is a messenger RNA of Pedinophyceae sp. YPF-701, 3036 nucleotides long. Lineage: Eukaryota; Viridiplantae; Chlorophyta; Pedinophyceae. The record is from the annotation of a GenBank genome assembly.